AUGGGCUCGCUGUCGCGCAUCGGUCGCGGAUUUCGCGGCCUCGGCGAGGAGCUGCUCGACUUCUACGCCUACGCGACGCUGAGGCAGCAACACGUCAUGAUGGUCUGCGCCGGUGUCGUGCUGGGAGCAAUCGUAGGCGUCAAAAGUCGUCGUCAGCGCCUGGCCAGUGGCGAGUUUAGCGACAACUUGGAGCUCGUGGCGUACUCAACUUCAUCGGUAGACGAGUUCGAAUCUCGCUGGAAUCGGCUUGCGCGCUUCGCGCAGCGCAGGCCGGACUACAAACACACUCGAAUGUUCAAAGCAGUACACUGGGACAAGCCUUUUCCGCACUAUCUGCAGCUCCGGCUUUGGAAAUACGAGGACUCACUCUCUAACUACACAGAUGCAGCUUCAGCUACUGGGCUGCUAAAGAAGGUUGACAUGUCGGCAACAUCGGUGCAGCGCGCGCGCCCGGUGACUAUCAUUGACGACUCAAUCCGUCGCGGCAUUUCUUUUUAA
Messenger RNA from Babesia ovata, 498 nucleotides. RefSeq lists its product as uncharacterized. The transcript is spliced from 2 exons. NCBI's taxonomy places the organism in Eukaryota, Apicomplexa, Aconoidasida, Piroplasmida, Babesiidae. The coding region runs from base 1 to 498 and encodes 165 amino acids. The record is from RefSeq and is a predicted model, not a curated record.